Messenger RNA from Paramuricea clavata, 330 nucleotides. The record is from the annotation of a GenBank genome assembly. NCBI's taxonomy places the organism in Eukaryota, Metazoa, Cnidaria, Anthozoa, Malacalcyonacea, Plexauridae.
AUGUCUGCUAAUCAAGCAAAGAGAAAACCUAAACUUUGGAAAGCAAUGUUGAAAUAUUUCUCGUGGAAAGAAUAUGGACUUUUAAGUUUUACGUGUUUCGCUGCGAUCUCGGGAAAUAUUGUGUAUCGCUAUUCUACUCUAAAAUUAAUUUAUUCUUUGUGGAAUAUUACUGAACACGGUCUGCAGUCCAGAAAUCAGUAUCUUGUCAACGUAUGGGGCAUGAUUAUUGGAUCUAUAGUUACAAAUUUUGGCAUUCGACAUUUCAAUUUAAUCACGGCCAUUUUAGGAAUAAAAUCCAGAGCAGCCGUUGUUGGCCUGAUUUAUAAAAAG